Messenger RNA from Oncorhynchus keta (chum salmon), 7154 nucleotides. It is a transcript of the gene nat16, whose product is annotated as N-acetyltransferase 16. The coding region runs from base 575 to 1618 and encodes 347 amino acids. Gene Ontology annotation, molecular function: acyltransferase activity, transferring groups other than amino-acyl groups. The record is from RefSeq and is a predicted model, not a curated record. The transcript is spliced from 5 exons. Lineage: Eukaryota; Metazoa; Chordata; Actinopteri; Salmoniformes; Salmonidae.
CGUAUCGGCGCUCGUCGGCCAUUGGCCAUAAACAUUACACAACAAGUUGGAAAUCGCAAAUUCAACAAUGAGUGGUUCGGAAGGAAUCAGUGGCUAACUGCAAGCGGUGCAAAUGCAAUCCCUAGCCUGCUUUUCAGUGGAGUGGGUGUGUGGUCUGGGUUUAAAGGGUCUCUUUACCAAGCUGAAAAGGACAAACAUUCAACAUUGGCAGCGUGACCAUGCUCAAAACAACUGGAAACUCGGAACUGGGAAAUCUCAGACUUCAGUGAGUUUCGAGACAACUGGGAACUCUGAGGGAAACGAGCUCCGCCUGGGAAAAUACGUUUUAAACUGUCAUCCAACUUUGAAUUGCAAGUCGGGAACUCAGGCCACUUUUUAGAGCUCCGACAUGAAGAUCACUGACAUCACAUGAUUCGACCUUGUUUUCCCCCCCCGAGAUUCCAGUUGUCUUGAAAGCACCAUAAAUCCAGAGAAUGCCCGACUUUGAUGACAAAGCUUGAAGACAAAAUUUUCCCACACAGGACCGUCGUGCCACCUUCCUGUUCAAGUGAGCACAGCACCACAAGCUGUAAAGAUGAAGAUUGAGAACAGCCUGCCCCGCCCCCAGCUCCCCGAGACCCCUCCCCAGACGGGCCUCCAGUUCACCGUAGCGACAGAAGAGGACUUUGAAGAGAUCAUGGCGAUGAGCCAGGACAUCUAUGGAGGGCUGGACUACCUGCCGACCCGCUACACCGCCUGGCUGUCCGAGUCCAACCGCACCGUCAUACUGGCCCGCAAGCAGGGCAAAGUGAUUGCCCUGGAGUCCGUGUGUGUGAUAGAUGACGGUGACACCAUGCUGGUGGAGGGGUUACGUGUGGCCCCGCAGGAGAGGGGGAAGGGCGUGGCAGGGGUGCUUCUGAGGUUCUGCUCACAGCUGGUCAAGUCCAAGUGGCCUGAGGUGAAGGUGACCAGGCUGACCCGCGACGACCAGCUGGGGCCCAAGGACUUUCAGAAGUACCGCCUCAUCACCAAACAGGGCAUCCUGCUAGUUCGCUUCAAUGCCGAAGACCUCAAGCUCCGGCUCUCCGAACUGGGGCUGCAUGUGACCCUCCCUCCCUCCUCUGAGGGUACCUCCCAGGGUUCUGACAACCCCCUGGUUCCCCCGGUCCUUCUGGACCUCAAUGAGGCCCACCAGAUGUUCCUCAACUCUGGCUUGAUGUCCAACGUGCUCCCUAACGCUACCAUCGUCCAGGACUGGCAGCCGUUCAAGCCCCUACCCAGCAACAUGGCCAUUCUUCUGAAGAAGGACAUCGACUGGAUGGUGGACGACCGCGACGUCCCCGCCGUGGCCAGCCUCUGCACCCACCCCUUCCGGGUGCCUGGAGGUCCUUACCGAGUUGGUGACGACACGUACUACCUCAACAUCGACGUGUUCGGUAAGGACAUAGGCCUGGUGCUCCAGCAGUUCCUGAGUCACCUCCGGCGCCACACAGCCACCCUGAAGGGCUACGUCAUGUGUCAGAUGUUUCUGGAUCCCCCCAUGUGGAAACCCAUGGUCGAAUUCUGUCGCCAGACACUGAAGGUGGAGCUGGUUAAGGAAUACACAGAGCAGUGCGUGGUCGAGUCGGAUGUCAUGUAGCUGGCAGAAGAGGAAGGAGGAAGAGGAAGAGGAGAAACAAUAUGAAGGAAAAAACGGGAAUAGUGGACAAAUUCAGAAAAUGUUUCAGAGACCCAAUGAAUGAACAAACCACAUUCUCUUUAGAAAAUGAAAUGGGAAAGUUCCCAAAGAAACUUCGGAACGAUUAGCAACAACCUCCCUAAGCAAGUCUAUAGUGAAACAACUUAGAAGCCGCAUUAGAUUUGCAAUAUAUUUGAUAUUAACACUACCGCUAACAAAAAUAUUUUUGGGAAAAAAGGCAGUUAUUCAAAAUACAUUUUGACAAAUUAGUUUCAAUUAAUUUCUCAGUCUUUUACCAUUCAGUCAUCACAAAAAUCUAACUCUUAACAACAGGAGUAACUUCAUGCUAACGUUACUCCUUCAAUAAAAUAGAAAAUGCAAGCUAGUUUAUGGUAUGUUAUGCCGUUUAAUCCUUUUUUUUUGUAAAUAUAAAGUAUAAAUAUGUACACAUUCUGAAUUGCAAAUAAGUCUGCACAACUCUUGAGGCACUUUAUUAAACCAUAUGAGCUGUUGUGCUAAAGUGCGAGUGAUGAAGUGAGGAAGAGAGGAGUUGGUUUACUUUUAGAGAUGACUGAAUUUAACUGAUUUCGAACGCAUCACUCCCAUCCAUAGUCAUGGUAGAAAUCCUUUUGGACUUAUUCUAUCUAACACCAAAUCCCCAAAUACUGUCGAACAAACAACAGCCCUUCAGUGAAUCUUACAGAGCAUUUGCACGCUUAUAAUUCACACUAAAUGGCUGAAAAUGAACAGCUAGAAACACACUUAGCUCAUAACGCUGAAACCUGGCCAGUUAACUUUUAAAACAAUUUAGUUGUCUUCGUAGUUUUUUUUUAACAGUCACUCAGUUUUGUUUUUUUAAGCACUUAACCAUAUUGCUAAUUUAUAGCUACUUUUCCAAGCGUACUUGAAUGCGUCAGUAGUACGUAAAGAGGUAAUAUAUUAACAGCAGAAGCUUUCUGGAGGCUGUCGUAUAACAAUGUGCAAUCUAAGCUAACUCUAUAGUAGAUUGCUAACAAUGUGAAAAAAAGGUAGAUGUACUAUACUCAAACAAUUGAACUAAUAUAGUUGAGAUUGACUUAGCAUUAACAACAUUGUUCGGUAGCUAGAGACAUAUUUCAAUGGUAAACGUCGCCAUCACAAAUAUUAUCUGACAGCCUUUGUCAAGGUUCAAUUCUAGUCCCUCGUGGUUGUUGAAAACAUCAACAUAGAUACUACAGUCACGCUAAGACACUUCAUAUCCACUCUACGAAGCUGCGUAGCCACCCUAAGAAGCUUCAUAAGCUUUGGUACACGGUAAGAGCUCAGCAAAGCAAAUGGGACACAGUUUACUCUCAAAGGCCUCAUAACCACUCUACAAAGCUUCAUAGCCACUCUACUAAGCUUUAUAAGCUUUUGGCUCUUUGCUCUUGAACGUUCCCUUUAAGAAGUGAUGCUUUUGACAUGACGUAGCACUGAACGAGCCUACAUUGCAACCCCCAAAUUGAGACUGAAGCCAUCUAAAACCACUACAGAAGAGAGACUGGCCAUUCUAUGGACUCUCCAACCUGCCCUCGUUGUAAAAGGGACCUUGUCGUAAGGGAUGAAUUGGACGGAGGAAGAGAAUAUCUUUUUUUAUUUGUUUGGUACACUGACCCUUGUCUGGACACCCCAUCUGUCAUCCUCCUGUCUUUCCGAGACGAAAGGUUAAACACACUCACACAUGAUGAACUGAAGGAUUGGACUGGAUCGAUAUCGGACGAUGGAUGGACAAGAUGCCUGGAGAAAGUGGAAUGAAGAAUGAAGCAAAUGUCAUAGCGGAUUCCAUAUUCGUCAAAGCAAAACAGAAACAACGAAACAAUGCUUUGUCAAGGCUGAUGAUGAUUUUCUCAGUUCUUUUGAGAAGCACUUUCUAUUUUUUUUCCACCCAUUGAAGAAGCAAAUCUGGACUGCCCCCCCCUUUUUUGCUGCAGCUAGUCGUGAGGAAGAGGAAGAUAAAGAUUUUUAGCAACCCGAAUCCAGUGGUGAAGAGUAGUACACAAGCAAUCCCACAUAGAUGUAUUUUUUAACAAGAUUGGCAUUCACAUUCUAGCCCAUUUACAUCUACCCAAUGCAUACACUCCACCCCCACCCGUCUCUAAAGUCUUACCCCUACCCCACAUAUGAAACCCCACAUGAAACCCCCCCCCAGACAAAUAAUUUCUGAGAAAUUCUCCAUGAUAUGGGAAGGUAGAGCUUUUCCUCACAAUCAAGAACAACCCCUCUCUCAUUCUCUCGUUCUUCAUGAAUAGAUUCAAGACCAAUUAAAAGCCACCGAGUUUAAACCAUCAUUAUGUAGAUUAUCGUCAACUCUUGGCUGGUCAAAGGUAAGGGGCCCUGGUUGUCCUGUCAUAUCCAUGCUGGCCAUCUGGUGUAUGUAAAUGGUCUUGGAGAGCCUUGCUUUCCUGCUGCUAGUGUGUGAACAGAGGACCAGAUGAUGAGGGUUUUUACUAUUCAUGAAACUUAAGCAAAACGUUAUUAACCUAAUAUAAACAUUACUUGGCUUCUUGUUCAUAAAACCUAUUCAGAAAACCGACGAGUUACUUGUGGCUCCGUAGGAUACACAAGUGAGUAAUAGUUUUUAGUUGGUGUUGGACGUUCGUGAGUAGAGAUCCGUGUAUUUACGGGAAAGCCAUUGAGAUGGGAGAGGAGGAGCUAAUUUGUCUCUCUGAUAAGACGGAAGAGUAUAUCCCUGUUUGACAUUUGAAAACGAUCCUCUUUUCCCUCCAGUCCAGUUCCAUACCCCAUAUCUGUCUUUUUGUCUGCCUGUCGGUCUGUCUGCACAACUGGCAAAUGGGAAGCAGUUCUACUGUUCCUUCCAGGUCUCCGUAACAACGGAGCUCCCUGGUCUCCGUAACAACGGAGCUCUCCGUUCUUAAAAGCAUCCGAAGUGACAGUGAGGAGUGGGAUAUAGCUAUCUUAUAGUAACACAGUGUCAUGGUAGUGGGACGCCGGUGGACGUUGCGUGGUCUCAGAUAGACCGUGUUGUAUUGUAUACCCAUAAUACCUUGCAAAGUCCACAGACCCACGAAUCCAAUGAUUUUCCAAGACCAUAUGGCUAAAUUGGAUACCACAGCACGGCCCAAGGAUACGACAGGGAGGAUGUAUUUGGUUGGAGGGUGAACACGCUUGGUAAACGUACUAUAUCUGAUAUGAUACGCACGCACACACACACACACACACACACACACACACACACACAUACACGCAUCAAAUCCACACAAAAGGAAAUUGCAACCUUCCCAAAAAAACUACCCCUCAUCCCCAUCACGCCCAUGCAAUCUAUUGCCCAGAUGCCCACUUACCCCCGCAACAACAUGCCCUAAUCUAUGUUGUAUCUACUACCACAGAGACAAGGUUGUUGUCAUACAAACUGCCUCAGUGCCCAACAUACCCACCCAGGAAAGACUGUCUAUACCCAUGGUCUCCAUCUUCACUUAGACUAUACAAACGGUUGUCUGGUGAAUUGGUGGUUUGUCUGUGUCGUCUAGUAUAUUGAUAUAUAUUUGACCUACAGAUAUGUGCACAGUAUUUCAGAGGGAUGUUGGAUUCAGUAGGUAUAUUUUGUCUUGGGACUUAUUUGAUUAUUUGUAAAGGUAUGUUGGGUUGUGUGUUUGAGGGAAAUCUGGAAGGACAAAGUUUGGUAGAGAUCCAAAGAGAUUGGAUUGGUUCUAGACUGCGUCACAAUGAAUUUGUCUCCCAUCAGAUAAUUCAGAUUGAUCAAAAGACUCUACAGCAGAUAAUCCACGCUGAUCUAUCCUUGUACUCAGAGAUAUUCUCUCGAGAAGUACAAGUCAUCCACUGUUCUGAAACAUUCUAAACAAACUCUCCUCCCUCCCUUGUCCCCCAGAGCACACAAACACAGCAAAGAGAAUGAAUGGUGGUUAACCAACAGCCUUAGGGUUUCCUAAAGCACUGUGUAGUAGUAUGUGACAUGCACUUUACAUGUGAAAGCUACUGUAUGGAUAUGUACUAAACUAAGAAGAGGGUACUUCAUACUCUAACCAUCCCUGAUAGCGCUGAUUUGAUUCGGGUUUUUUUUUAAAUACAGCGAGUUUACUGUUACUGUGCUACCAUUGAGUCGGAUCUCGGUCUAAUGAUGGUAAAGUAAGCAUUUUGUUCAGCCCGAUUCAUUCGCCCUCUGCCGCUGUGAUUCUGUUGGGGAGGGCAGCAGGGCAGCGAAUGAAACGGGGGUCUGUUCAAAAUGAUUGAUGGAGUGUUGGGAAUGGAAUGGAAAGAUGAACGGGAACACUCGAUAGUGUUCUAAUGUUUUCUGUCUCGCUGUCGUCAACUGCGAUGUUAAUCAGCCAUGGUUACAAUCGCCACGGUUACGCAACUCAGAGCAAAGAUAAGAUCUCCGUUGUGAAUGAAUUCUUUCUCGUUAUGAAUCUGAUUAGAUGCUUAAUUGGUUGAUUAAAUAUAAUAGUCAUACAUACUCAUUAUUGAUCACAUUUGAUGUACAAACAGUGCUUUGAUUUACAAUUCUGGUGACUGUUGAUGGCUGGUUAUCAUCUUGCUGUGGGUUUGUGUUCUCCAAUUGUACAAAUUGUUAAUUUUGUCUGAGAUUCUUUAGUUUGUAAAAAUGAUUUUAUCUUCUACUAAUUAUUUCCUCUUAUCUAACCAGUAUUCUUCCACCAUCCCAUUUUUUUCCAUUUUAAUUCCUCACCCAUGUUCACCUUGUUCUUAAAACCACUCAACAUUUAAUCUCUUUAAAUCUAGAUAUGGUCAUUUUGAAUGCAGAGAUGGUUGUUAUUAAAAGCCUGAGCUGUCAUGAAGUAGAUAGAGCAGAGACUUGUUACAGUUGUUAGCAUUUUGUCUGAUAGGGAAGCAUGAAAGGUGCCUUGGGAUGUGUUUCAAACACAGGGAAGAUGUAUUGUCUCGAACCUGUAUUGGUAACAUUGCUUGUUCCCAGAUCUGUAGGUGUUUCAGCCAUCUCCUCUGUCUAUGACAGUCAGAGAAAGUUGAUUAAAACAUACUGAUCUGGGACCAGUCUAGUGGCUAGUGGUAGCUAUGCUUGGUGGUGGAGAAGGAGAGAGUAAAGGGCGUUUAGGAAAUGGCUUUUCACUUCUUCUUUUUUCUUGGCCUGGUCGCAAAGACAGACGAGGGAAGGAGAGAUGGGGGGAGGUCAUAGAGGAUAUGGGGUUGAGGGAAGGAGAGGUCAGGGAGAGCAGGAGGAGAAGGAGGGAUGGUGUGGGGGUUGUGGAAGAGGAGAUUAGAGUAGAGUAACAGGAGUCGCUCUCUCUCUCUUUAUUAUUGCAUUACCACUUUGGUAAUUAAAGGGCGUAAGAGGUUGGAAAAACCAGGGGCGGAUGGUUACUGUAGGAACUGUAGACUCUACUGUACUCCAGGCACCCUGAAAACAUUCCGUGAAGCUUUGUAGCCACACUAAGGUGCUUUAUAACCACUCUAUGAAGUUCCAUACUGUGGAGUCUAAACUUUUACCCACAUGUUUGUGGGUAAAAGUUCAGGCAAAAACGUGUGG